GAUCGGCUAAUGCUCUUACAGAGUCAGAGAAGCUCAUAAAUAGGAGAACGCUGGAAGCCUAUAAGAAGUCUAGACAUUCUGGAAGAUUGGAAUCAACAUGUUGGACAGUCUCACUACAGGCAGCAGCUCCUCUGGGUUCAUUACAGCGGCACCUCCCAGCACAAGUCUCAAAUUGGAAGCGGCUGACAUCGCUGUAGUUGUCGUCUACUUUAUCUUUGUCAUGGUGGUUGGAAUAUGGUCAUCAGUGCGAGCCAAUCGCAGCACUGUGGGGGGGUACUUCUUGGCUGGACGUUCAAUGACCUGGUGGCCUAUUGGAGCCUCUCUCAUGUCCAGUAAUGUUGGCAGCGGUUUGUUUAUUGGUCUAGCAGGAACAGGAGCAGCUGGAGGCAUCGCUGUUGGGGGAUUUGAAUGGAAUGCAGUGUGGGUCCUGGUGGCUCUGGGUUGGAUCUUUAUCCCUGUCUACAUUUCUGCUGGUGUGGUGACCAUGCCUGAAUACCUGGCCAAACGCUUUGGAGGCCAGAGGAUACGCAUAUAUAUGUCUAUUUUGUCACUCAUCCUCUACAUCUUCACCAAAAUAUCUACAGAUAUCUUUUCGGGGGCAAUGUUCAUCCAGGUGUCACUGGGCUGGGAUCUCUAUCUGUCCACAGGCACAUUGCUGCUGGUCACUGCUGUUUACACAGUGGCAG
Morone saxatilis (striped sea-bass) is the source of this 686-nucleotide messenger RNA. Its product is annotated as sodium/glucose cotransporter 4-like. Gene Ontology annotation, cellular component: plasma membrane. Gene Ontology annotation, molecular function: D-glucose:sodium symporter activity. Lineage: Eukaryota; Metazoa; Chordata; Actinopteri; Moronidae. Gene Ontology annotation, biological process: transmembrane transport. The record is from RefSeq and is a predicted model, not a curated record.